Messenger RNA from Cuscuta campestris, 1970 nucleotides. The record is from the annotation of a GenBank genome assembly. NCBI's taxonomy places the organism in Eukaryota, Viridiplantae, Streptophyta, Magnoliopsida, Solanales, Convolvulaceae.
UCUAGAAAUUGGAACACAUUAAGUAUAUUAUCCCAAAGCAUGUGUUCAGACCUAUUCAUUCAAGAGGGAAAGGUGUUGAUCUUGGGCACUACGCAUUCAUUUGUGUUCUUGCUUUCCCAACAAGUGGUAUCAGAGCACCGGAGUAAUCUGUUAUUUGUCUUGAUUGAAUGAUGGAGCCAAAUUACAGCAGGAUGAUCAGUUUGAAUGGCACAAAUUAUCACAAAUGGAAGGGUAAAAUGAAGGACUUACUCUUUGUGAAAAAGAUGCAUCUACCAGUGUUUGCUACUCAGAAGCCAGAGUCAAAAAGUGAUGAAGAGUGGGCUUUUGAACAUGAAAUGGUUUGUGGUUUCAUUCGUCAGUGGGUAGAUGAUAAUGUCUUGAAUCACAUCUACAAUGAAUCUCAUGCUAGAACUCUGUGGGACAAGCUUGAAUCCUUGUAUGCAUCAAAAACAGGGAAUAACAAGCUAUAUUUACUUAGGCAAGCUAUGAAUCUGAGAUUCAAGGAAGGUUCUUCUAUUUCUGACCACUUGAAUGAAUUUCAAGGGUGUUUUGAUCAGUUUUCAGACAUGGGUGUAAAGUUCGAGGAUGAGAUUUUGGGGCUUUGGUUGCUGAAUACUUUGCCUGAUUCUUGGGAAAAUCUUCGUGUGUCUUUGAUUAGUUCUGCUCCCGGUGGUUCAGUAACUAUGGAGUAUGUCAAAGCUGCCGUUCUGAAUGAAGAAGUGAGACGUAGAACUCAUGAGACAUCUACUUCAAAAUCUGAUGUCUUGGUUACUGAAAAUAGGGGGAGAAGCAAAGACAGAGAUCAUGGAGAAUUCAAAAGGGGCAAGAGCAGGAGCAAGUCCAGAUCAAAAUACAAAAAUGUUGAGUGCCAUUAUUGUCAUAAAAAGGGGCACUUGAUGAAAAACUGCUUCAAGCUGAAGAACAAAGAUAAGAACAAGCCAGAAGGGAAAGAUGGUGAAAAUGAUCGCCAUGUUGCAGCCACGACUUCAGGUGAUCUCAUAGUAAUUUCUGAUAACGACUUGAUUAAUGUUGCCUCUGAUGAAUCAAGUUGGGUUAUCGAUAGUGGUGCCGCUUUCCAUGUGACGUCAAGGAAAGAUUUCUUCACAUCUUAUACUCCAGGUGAUUAUGGGGUAUUGAAGAUGGGUAAUGAUGGUCGUUCACAGGUUGUUGGCAUUGGAGUUGUUGUCUUGGAAACCAAAACUGGGAUGAAGUUAGUGUUGAAGAAUGUCAGACAUGCACCAGAUAUUUGCUUGAAUCUGAUAUCUACUAGUGUUUUGGAUGAUGAAGGUUAUGUGAGUACCUUUGGUGAUGGGCAAUGCAAACUCACUAAGGGUUCUCUUAUUGUGGCUCGUGGGAAGAAGUGUUCAGAUCGAGUAUGGUCCGGGAAAGAUGUUUCUUAUGACCAUUUGCGUGUUUUUGGGUGUAAAGCUUUUGUACAUGUGCCAAAGGACGAGAGAUCCAAAUUAGAUGUCAAGACGAGACAGUGCAUCUUUGUUGGCUAUGGUCAUGAUGAAUUUGGCUAUAGACUUUAUGAUCCUAAGAAGCUUGUCAGAAGCCGUGAUGUUAUCUUUAUGGAGGAUCAGAAUAUUGAAGAUAUUCAGAAGAUGGAGAAGUCAGAGUCUCAAAGUUAUGAUGAUCUUGUUGAUUUGAAUCCAACUCCCGUGGCUCAUACGCCUAAUGCUACCAAUGGAGAUCAGAAUGAUGAUAACAGUCAUGUUCCACAUGAUUUUACCGAUGGUAAUGGUGAAGAAGAAUCAAAUGAGGCACAUAAUCAACCUCAUGUUGAUAACAAUGCACCUACAGUUGCUCUCAGGAGAUUCAUUCAAGAGGGAAAGGUGUUGAUCUUGGGCACUACGCAUUCAUUUGUGUUCUUGCUUUCCCAACAUUGGGAUCGCGAAGGCAUGAAUGAAGCAAAAUAUUUGUAUGAUUCUUCUUUUCCUGCCUAAUUCAAAUAACAAAAUAUUCGGUUA